Suillus plorans is the source of this 2163-nucleotide messenger RNA. RefSeq lists its product as uncharacterized. Lineage: Eukaryota; Fungi; Basidiomycota; Agaricomycetes; Boletales; Suillaceae. The transcript has 8 exons. The record is from RefSeq and is a predicted model, not a curated record. Gene Ontology annotation, cellular component: cytoplasmic vesicle; plasma membrane. Gene Ontology annotation, molecular function: protein binding; phosphatidylinositol binding. The annotation marks the transcript as partial. Gene Ontology annotation, biological process: plasma membrane tubulation; endosomal transport; endocytosis.
AUGGCAACGCUACCUCGAGCCAUCAAAUCAACCUCUAUAGUUUCGGGCAACGAUACGUGUCCACGUUCUGACACUCCCUUUGACGUUGGAAUAAUCUCUUCCAGUGCAUGGACAGAGCAUUUGGAGUGCUACUCAUUAUCAGACGAUGAGCCUGAGCCGGCAGAUGAACAUCAUGAACUGCAGCCUGUCGAAGAGCCCGUCAAAGCAGCUCGUGCGCUCUACAAGUUUGAAGGAAAGGCUGAAUUCAGGGAACUGACCGUCGAGGCUGGAGAUGAACUGAACAUUUUGAAGGAAGAAGUCGGCGAUGGUUGGAGUUUGGUGAGAGUGAGCUCUGGUGAAAUAGGGCUGUUACCUCAGACAUAUUACACGGUGAGUACUGAUCAUACUAAUCGCUCGAUUUUUCUUUCUGCACCGUUAGCCGUUCAUGCGAGAAACGAGCCAUCUACCAGCACGAUCACUCCCAAAGCAUCUUUGCAGCAUCAAUCGAAGCCACUUUCUAUCGUCCCUCAGGAUACUGGUGAAUGGACGAACCCUCUCCCAAGUUUCAGGCAAAGCCUUCUUAGAGGCAAGACUUUGAAUCGGUUCUCCGGGUUCGUGACAAGCGGUGCAGAAGAGUGGGUUCUCGAGGGCUAUGUCGAUCCAGUCACUUCAAGUUCAUCCUCUUCACACCAGCGGAUUUCUACGGAAGACUCCAUCAACGAUGAUAAUAGGCUCAGUAGACUUGGGCUGGAGGAAGCAGACAGGCACUAUGUUGACGCUGGCCCUGCGUGGCAAUCUAAAGUUCCAAAGUUUCGAGUCUUGGUUCACUCGCCUUCGAAGCGCACGUCGGGCCUUUCAGGAGCAUAUACCAUGUAUAGUGUCACUUCACUGUUUUCUUCGGCUACAGAUGAAUCAUAUGAUCCAUACAUCCCACCGAUCUCUCCUACCCGCAUAACAGUUCAACGGCGGUUUUCUCACUUCAUCGUGUUACACACCUCGCUAACUAGACGUCUUCCUGGUAUUGCACUCCCACCACUUCCUGAGAAACAGUAUGCUGGCCGGUUCAGUGCUGAUUUUGUCGAGGCUCGUAGAGGCGAACUCGAGAGAUAUAUUGGGUGUAUUGUGAGGCACCCUGUUGCACGAUAUGCAGAAGUUGUCACGUCUUUUCUUGGUUGCGAAAAUGAUGCGGAUUGGAAACGGAUUAUGCCCCAAUUACUUUCAAUGCCUGCGGCUGGGCCUUCAUUCUUCGCACAUGUUUUUCAUCCCGCAUUCAACGUAGACUUGGACGAUGCCACAGAAGUAAUCGAUCGCUUCAGUCGUCACACCCUUGCAGUGGGCAAGAGCACGCAGAGCUUGAGAAACGUUUUUGGUCGCAUUCGUGAAGUGAGACUAGAGAUGUCGAAAGCCGAACGAUUGUUGUCGUACUCAUUAUUGUCGCUGAUCACGUCGACACCUUUGUCUUCUACGCCCCUGGGGAUUAACGAAGAUCCGGGGGACACUCCUCAACAGAGAAACGGCCUCUUGAACGAAGAAGGAGCUUGGUGUUGGCGUGAAGGCUGCCAAGAUUGUCUGAAGCUCACAAAAGCGAUGCAGAAAACAUCAGAUGGUCUGCAGAUUGUUGCAGACCUGUAUGACGAUCAUGCCCGGCGUACCCAGCUUGCAACUCACGACGCCUUCAAGAGCGUUGCUCAUCCAUACCAAUUGUAUGAGGGAAUUGUUGAAACCCACCAAUCUACUGUUUCACGAUAUAAAGAUGCUCUCAAAUUGGGCAAGUCAAGCGAUGAGAUGGCCGCACGCUGCGAAACUGUCUUGAACACUACGAUGGCUGAGAUGGAUACGUACCACGACCAGAAAGUGGAAAACUUUAGCACAAUAACGAGGGAGCAUCUUGAUGGAGAGAUACACUUUUACGAACAGGUCCUGCACAAGUUGAAGGCAGCCCGGCGCACCUUCGACGCUCCGCGUUUUGACGAGCUGAGCAGGUCACCUCGUCAACCUUCAAGACAUGAGCGGGAUUUAGAAGCCCCGAAGCUGAAUCCUCCACCACUGCCACAGCCCUGUCCUCAUGUCUAUGACUCAGCGUCUACUAUGAGGCCAGUGAAUACGGCAAUACACAAGGGGAUCGGAGCACUACUAGGAAAGUCCCAGCCUGGUAGGAAAGGGAGUCUUUUGGGAAGAAUGUGG